Molecule: messenger RNA, 1374 nt
Organism: Adineta ricciae
Lineage: Eukaryota; Metazoa; Rotifera; Eurotatoria; Adinetida; Adinetidae
Source: the annotation of a GenBank genome assembly
AUGGCUGAUACAUCAAUGACUGAUACUCAUUCGACUGAUCAGAAUAAUAAUGAUGACAAGACAAACGUUACUGAUAAUAGUGACGAAAAGAACGACAGUAUCGACAAUGAAUCAGACGCAACAACAGGAAAUUCGUAUAAAAACUUUCAAGAUACAUCGAGCAACGUUUCCAACGGUGUUAAACGACAUAAAAAUCGAUUUUGUUCCUCGUCCAUGAAUCAACUUGGCGGAGAAUUUAUCAAUGGUCGGCCCCUACCAACCGAUACACGAGAGCGAAUCGUUGCUUUAGCUGAAAACGGUGUGCGACCAUGUGAAAUAAGUCGUCAACUACAAGUGUCACAUGGCUGUGUUAGUAAAAUAUUAAAACGGUAUCGUUUAUUUGGUACGACUCAUCCGGGAUUAAUUGGCGGUUCGAAGCCAAAAGUGGCAACACCAGACGUUGUUCGGCGCAUUCGAGAAUACAAAGGCAAUAAUCCUCAAAUCUUUGCCUGGCAAAUCCGAGAAAGUCUACAGAAAGAGGGCAUAUGUCCAGCCGAUAAACUACCAAGUGUGUCAUCGAUCAAUCGAAUUGUUCGCAGCAAUCGACGAAUCGUUUUCAAUAAUGAUGGUACCAUAACUGAACUUGAUUCUGAUUUUGACUCACGUGACGGAAGUGAUAAUGAAAAUGAGAAUUCUCAAAAAUAUGAUACAAAUCAUGUUUCGUCAUCUUCAUCAUCUUCUGUUAGUUCUUCAUCGCCUCGUUCAACUAACAUUCGACAUCGUGGUGAUUGUCGUUGUGAUGUUUGCAUCAAAAAAUAUAAAUUUGCUCCUUCAUCAUUGCAUAAUCCAAUGAAAACUUCAUCAACGAAAUCAACGAUAUCUGACAGCGGAGAUAUGCAUAAUAAUGAAAAUGAUUCGAACAGUAUGUCGAAUGAGGAUUCGACUAAACAUACGAAAACAUCAUCACGGACUUCAUCGUCACCACCACCAGCUACACAUUGUAAUUUAAAUGUUCAAUUCAAUAGUGACGAUGUUAAACCAUUAGAUCUUUCAAUUUCAUCGAAACAAUCCAAUGAACAACCAUUGAAUUUAUGCUCGAAACGCAAACGACACACACCUGUGAGUCUGUCAUCAUUGAAACGUAAUAAAACUCCAUCAGCUGGAGCUGAUCCUGCUUCCGUGACUGACACUACAACACCGGCUGUCGCUGCAGCAGCGGCAGCAGCAGCAGCAUCGUCAAUGUUUAUUCCAUUCUAUGCCAUAUCACCGUUCUUCGAUCCUUCAACAGCAAACCAACAAGAAAUAUUCCAACAAUUUCAAGCAUUUUAUUUACAAUUACAACAACAACAACAACAAAAAGUAACGAAUGACACAACUAAACAUACAACUAGUUGA